GCGAAGUUCAUUCUUCGGCUGCAUGAACAAGAACCCGGAUUCCGGUAACAUCUUUCUGGCAUCAUUUUGCUCAUAAAAAAUAGAUUAAUAAUAAAGUAAAACUAUGACUGUUAGUAUGAAGAUGUUGCCACGCCUCUGAGAAGAAGGAGGAAGUGUCAGAAAAAAAGCAGUUUCAGUUUAUGAGAAAUUGGCAAGAACAUUGACUGCCUUGAGGUCUCCAGCACCAAUCUCCACUGCUAAGAGCAUGAUCUGGCUGUUCCAGUCUCUCACCCUUGUCUUCUGCCUUGACCCAGGAAAUACAGUUUCACAAACCAGCUCAACCCCACUGAUUGUGAACGGGACCCUGGGGGAGUCAGUAACUCUACCCCUGAAGUUCCCUGAAGAAGAGAAGAUCAUGUCCAUCACCUGGCUUCACGAUGGAAAAUCUAUCAUCUUCAUACGGCCAAAUAAGGCACAAAGUCCACUAAUACACGUAACUGAUCCAAAACAGAGCAAUCGAUUGAACGUCACCAAGUCCUACUCUCUGCAACUCAGCAACCUGACGAUGGCAGACACAGGAUCUUACACCGCCCAGAUAACCACAACCUCCGUAGUGUUUUACAGUUAUUAUCUGAGGAUCUUCAGACGGCUGGGGAACCUUCAGGUUGUCACUCUCACUGAAAGGUCUAGGAAUGAGACCUGUGUGAUCCACCUGACCUGCUCCGUGGAGGAUCCAAAUGAUAACGUCUCAUUCAGCUGGCAGGUCUCAGGAAGCAUGCUUCCAAGUGAAGCAAACCUCACUGUCUCCUGGGACCCCAAGAAUUUCAGAGACGAGACCUACAUGUGCAUAGCUGAGAAUCCUGUCAGCAAUGCCUCCUCCUCUGUCUCUGUCCAGAGCCUCUGCAAAGGUGUUAUUAAUGCAAAAAAUGUACACCUGGACACCAGAUGGAUUAUAAUGGUGGUUCCUUUGAUAUGUAUAGUCAUCUUUGCCUGCUUGUGUGUUCGGAGGAAAAAAUUAGCAGAUGUCUUUCAUUUCCCUGCUCAGCAAACCCAAGGAGCUGGUGCAGAGACCGUGAGGAACUUAGAAUAUGCUUCCUUCUCUUCUGGGAACACUGUCUAUGCUCAGGUCACCCAUGCAAAUCAGGAAAGAGGAACCCUAACACCUUUGAAAAAUAAUGACUCCACCACAAUUUACACUGAAGUUCAUCAGUCUGGAGAGAAAGCCCUCUGAACCCAGGCCAGCUGCCCUCCACAAUGUCACGUAAGGUGCUAAAAGGCCUCCAAAGAAUUCAGGAACGACACAUCUUCUCCUGAUCCCAUGAGAAAGGACAGAGCUUGGUCUCUGCCUGGCAGCAGAAUUUGAAUAUCUAGGAGUAUCGCUCCCACUCCUUCAGAUUUGAACCUACUUACUGAGGUCAAAUAUGUAGGGAAUAACAUCAUUUCCAGCAUAUGACCCAGAUAACAUUUUCUAAUCUGCUCCAGGACAUACAGCAGAAACCAUGCCCAGAUAUUGACUUUCUCUUUGGUAACUCAUCGAAUGGAGUCACGAUUGGCAGAGAGAUUACAAUUCAGAAGACAACCACCUCUGUCCUUUUAGAAAGCAGCAGGAUUGUGAUUCUCCUGGGAGAGAGUACUGUGUGUUGUUUACGUGUGUUUUCUCUGGAGUUAACCAGGCCCAUGUUCAAAUCCUCAUACAUCCUCGUGUGUCAUUUACUAGACACGCCUCCUGGGACAUGUUACUAACCUCUUGGAGCUCUGGUCUCCUAGACUGAAAAAGGAGGGUAGUAGUACAUCAGCCCUGUUAUUCACACCGGGAACCAAGGCUUCAACUUCUCUAUAACCAAGCCCUUUGGACUCUACCUCCAACUAGUGGACCUCUCCACUUUUCUGCACAUCUUCAACCAAGUUGUAUAUACAGGCAGCAUCCUCACAACCUGGACUGCUACAAUAAACGCCAAGCAACUCUCUACAACUUUUGCUCUUGGCUCCCUCCAAUCAAGGCUCUACAAUACAGCUAAAGUAAUAUUUUUAAUAUAAAUCGGAUCCUUGGAGUUCCUGUUGUGGCUCAGAGGUAAUGAACCUGACUAGUAUCCAUGAGGACACGGGUUCAAUCCCUGGCCCUGAUCAGUGGGUCAGGGAUCCAGUGCUACUGUGAGCUGUGGUGUAGGUUGCAGACGUGACUCAGAUCCUGCAUUGCUGUGGCAUAGGCUGGCAGUCACAGCUCCAAUUCAACCCCUGGCCUGGGAGAUUUCAUACACCGUGGGUGUGGCCCUAAAAAACAAAAUUUAAAAAAAAUUGAAUCCUUCACUUGUCUGCUUAAAAUUCUGCAAGACUUCCCAGUACACUCAGAUUAAAACUUGAGUCUACAUAGUUCUGGAGGGUCUAGCCCAUCUAUCUCCAGCCCCAGCUAGUAUCACUCCCCCCACCCUGCUUUUGUUUGUUUGUUUGUUUGUUUGUUGUUUUAAGGGUUUUUUUUUGGGGGGGAGUUGUUUUUUGGACCAUGCCUGGCAUGGAAAAGAUCCUGGGCCAGAGAUCAAACCAGUGCCAAAACAGUGACCCAAGUUACAGCAGUGGCCAAGCUGGAUCCUUAACCCAGGCCACAAGGAAACUCCACCCCCCACUAUCCUUAUUUAGACUCCCCAGUCUCCUUUCAGCUCCCCUAUUAGAGGAAAUAUUUUGCUAUGUUAGGGUUAUUUACGUCUUCCUCAAGGCCCUUCUUUCUGCCUGUCCAGUUCCUAUUCUUUAGGUCUCAUCUUACAUAUGUCACCUUCUAAGAGAGACCUUCCUAGACCUCUCUAUCUGAAAUGACUUUAUCGUAUGUCAUUAAAUAUUUAUUUUUAUUUGUUUAAUGUCUCUUUCUCCUACUAUACCGUAAGCUCUUUAGGAAUAGAAAGCAUGACAAUUUUGUUUAUCACUGUAUCCCCAGCAUCUAGCAGAGUAUCUAACACAUAGCGAAUGUUCAGUAAUUUUUUUUUUUUAAUGGAUACACCUUCGACAUUUGGAAGUUCUUGGACCAGGGAGUGAAUCUGAGCCACAGCUGGGGCAACACUGGAUCCUUUAACCCACUGUGCCAGGCUGGGGAUGGAACCCGAGCCCCCCUGCAACAACCUCAGCUGCUCGGAUUCUUAAGCCACUGCACCACAGCAAGAACACCUCAGUAAAUAUUUUUGAUAAACAAAUAAAUAAAUAAAAUGUGUGUGUAAUGGAGGGUUUUUUUUUUCUUUUCUUUUUACAACCACACCAGCAACAUAGGGAAGUUCCCAAGCUAAGGGUCACUGGAUCCUCAACCCACUGAGUGAGGCCAGGGAUCUAACCUGAAUCCUCAUGGACACUAUGGUGGGUUCUUAACCUACUGAGCCACAACAGGAAGUCCUUGAGAGUUAAGUAAAACACUUGGAAUUAAGUAAACACUUGGAGGAGUUCCCAUCGUGGUGCAGCAGAAAUGAAUCCAACCAGUAUACAUGAGGAUGCAGGUUGGAUCCCUGGCCUCGCUCUGUGAGUCAGGGAUCUGGUAUUGCAUUGAGCUGUGGUGUAGGUUGCAGACAUGGCUUGGAUCCACAUGGCUUUGGCGUAGGCGGGCAGCUACAGCUCCGAUUCGACCCCUAUCCUGGGAACCUCCUGAUGCCUCAGGUGUGGCCCUAAGAAUAAGAAGAAAAAAGGAAAGUAAAGAACUUGGACCCCUUAGCACAGUGCUUAGCACGUGAAAGAGCUCAGUGAAUGUUAGCCAUCAUUGUUGUUGUGUUCUCGUUGUUGUUAUUAUUAUUAAAUUAUAUUCUCUUGAA
Molecule: messenger RNA, 3761 nt
Organism: Sus scrofa (pig)
Lineage: Eukaryota; Metazoa; Chordata; Mammalia; Artiodactyla; Suidae
Source: RefSeq, a predicted model, not a curated record